Loa loa (African eye worm) is the source of this 1720-nucleotide messenger RNA. RefSeq lists its product as hypothetical. The transcript has 13 exons. NCBI's taxonomy places the organism in Eukaryota, Metazoa, Nematoda, Chromadorea, Rhabditida, Onchocercidae. The record is from RefSeq and is a predicted model, not a curated record. Gene Ontology annotation, molecular function: nuclear import signal receptor activity; protein binding. Gene Ontology annotation, biological process: NLS-bearing protein import into nucleus. Bases 56 to 1720 code for a protein of 554 amino acids. Gene Ontology annotation, cellular component: nucleus; nucleoplasm; cytoplasm.
AUUUGUUUAUUAUCAUUCUGGCGGUUGUUCGAUUUGUAGUUACUCAUCCUGAAAAAUGGGUGAGGAAGGUGCAUCGUCAUCCGGUUUUUCUACUUCAUAUGAUAAAGAUUCCGGUUUUGAUGUUACUUCACAUGAAGCUAUGUAUAAAAAUAAAGGUAUGACAUCAGAUGCCAUGCGUAAGCGGCGUGAAGAAACUUGCGCUGAAAUCCGUAAAGCUAAACGAUAUGAUGAUUUGAACAAACGACGGCAAAUAGAUAUGGCACAAACUAAUGAAGAACCGAGACGUGAACCUGAAAUUAAUGUACAGUCAUGUUCAACUCUGAGCCAAGCUAUUACAAUGACAGGACACGAGCAGAUUGCCUGCACUGCAGUGGACGAGCGAAUCGUUGCCAAGCUAUGUGGAGAAUGUCCGGAAGAUAUCGAGGAAGCACUGGAUUUCUAUAGACGUCGUUUCCGUGCAAGUAAUGCUGGUGAUGUGGCUGAUGAAAUUGUUGCCUUGAAUUUAAUACCUCGCAUCGUGGUAUUGCUGCAGACUGGAUCGACUCUUAACAUACGUCGAACCGCUACGCAUGUUGUCGGUGCUAUUGUUUCCAUCUGUUCAACACAUACCGAAGCAAUUGUUAAAAGCGGUGUUGUCCCAUAUUUGGUCGAUUUAAUUACUAAUCCGGACCGUGAAAUGCGUGAAUUAACAUUAUUUGCAUUGGGUAACAUAGCUGCUGAAUGUUGUGAAUACAGAGAUCUCUGCAUCUCAUAUGGUAUGGCUGAGAAAAUGGCGACGAUUCCAGAUGGUAGUAUGACACUGAUGGAAGCGCGAUGUGCUGUUUGGGCUGCUUCGAAUCUGUGCCGUGGAAAAGAUCCACCUGUAGAUCUCCAAAAGAUCGCAGUGCUCUUACCACUGUUCAACGAAGCCUUGUACAGUAGUGACACACUAAUUAUCUCAGAUGCAUGUCGCGCAUUUGGUCGCUUACUUGAUGCUGCACCAGAAAGCUCGUAUAAAUAUAUUCUGAAGCCGAGUGCCAUUGAAUGUCUGGUAGAACACAUGGGAAAUCCCAAUUCGAAAAUAUCAUUGGCGGCAUUGUUGGCAGUUGGAAAUAUUGUUUCAGGAGAUGACGAGCAAACACAAAGUGUUUUAAACUGUGGGAAUGCACUGAAUUACAUUCAUCGUCUCUUGCUGGAUGGUAAUCAAAAAACGAAGCGUGAAGUAUGCUGGGUAUUGUCGAAUAUUGCCGCUGGUACAUCUUCGCAGAUACAGACCAUCUUUGACGCUGGAAUAAUUCCUUGUUUGAUACAAAUUUUGAAGACGGAAACAUUCCAAGUUCGUUCAGAGGCCUGCUGGGUGAUUGCCAAUGCUAUCGCUGGUGGUAAUAGAGAACAUAUAGCAGAAAUUGUACGUCAAGGUGCUCUUGCUCCUCUCUGUGACAUGCUCACUGUUAUGGAUUGCAGCGUUGUUGUCGUGGUAUUGAAAGCAUUGGGCGAGAUUCUGGAUUGUGGUGAUUAUUGUAAAAUUGAUGGCCAAAAUCUGUACGCUACUAGACUGGAAGAAUUGAAUGUGGUCGAUAAACUCGAAUUCCUGAUGCUAAGUUCGAAUACAGAAAUAUUUUAUAAAGCAUGCGCAAUCAUGGAGAAAUACUAUCUUCAUGAAAGUUGCGGAGAGGAUGAGGCUGCCAACAACGGAACCGGUGUUCACAAUCAUAAAUUGAAUUAUUUCGAUUUCUCUUAA